This is a messenger RNA of Oppia nitens, 909 nucleotides long. RefSeq lists its product as uncharacterized. The record is from RefSeq and is a predicted model, not a curated record. The transcript is spliced from 5 exons. NCBI's taxonomy places the organism in Eukaryota, Metazoa, Arthropoda, Arachnida, Sarcoptiformes, Oppiidae. The coding region runs from base 1 to 909 and encodes 302 amino acids.
AUGGUUUUGAGAGGCGGAGAGCAAACACACGUGAAAGCGACAGAUGAAAGACAACCGAAUGCGUCGAUUCCGGUGUUUAUAACACAACCUUUAUCUCAUGAUUUGUACGGAUAUAAUGCUGACAAAGAAGUGUUCGGCACUUAUAAGUUGAUCGAUAGCUUCAAAUUUAAUAAUAAAAUUCAAACGACUCCCACAUCACAGCUAUCAUUGCCAACACAGACCCCACAAAACAUGACAACUAAGGUAUCGACAGCUAAGAGUGAUAAUGAGGAGCACUGGAAACAAGUGAUUGUUCCGGUUGUAGACAACACACCAACUACUGUCCCAUCAAUCAAUUCUCCACAAACAUCACCAAAUCGUUUAUUAUAUGCCAAUCCAGUCUACAAUCCAGCGAUGGCCCGACAGAUUGGUAUGAGUACUCUAAUGAUGAGCGGUCUGUUAUAUGGACUAACUAUGUUGCCGGCUAUUAUUGCAUUAACUACCGGUUCAUCUCCAUUAGCAGGUCUAUUCAGUAGUUUGGGUCGUCGUAAGAGAUCACUGGUGAAUGAGUCCUAUACUUAUAGACAAUUACCACUUCUUAAUAAUGAAGAAACCUAUAAAUUUUUAAAACUAUUUGAAAGCACUUUAGCCGCAAGAAAAAUCGAGAAUCCUAUUUGCAAGAAGUACUACACCUGUAAAGUCUAUUAUCAAGUGUUAAAAAGCGGUGAAAAACCUAAAUUACCGGUCUUUGAAAACGCUAUAAUCAAUGUUUUCGGUAUUGCUGUGGAGAGACGAGACUUUAAAUUGCAAUUAAUACCGACCGUCAAAAUGUAUUAUAAUGUGGCAAAGGAUGCACUUAAAGGAGAAUCCUGUGCCCGACGAUAUCCCUGUCCUUUUCAAGCACACCAUUAUAUCAAACAUGGAAUAUAA